AUGCCUAUGAUGCCAAUGUUUAACAAGCAUAGGCAACCUCGGGAACAAAUCACGGCUAUCAAUGAAAGCCUAUUAGUACUUGAUAAUCCAAACAAAAACGAGAAGGACAAACGGAAAGCUGUUGAAGAGAUAGCUCGUUCUCUUAAUAAUCUUAAGGAAGUUUUGACUGAUCGCUCCGAUGGUAGAUCCACUGGCAGAGAACGAGACUCAGAGGCUUCAAAUCUCGAACGUACUCGCAUUAGUGAAUUGCUUUCUGAGGUGACUCAAGAAAUCAUCAAUCGCGAUAUGGUUCCUCUUAUUCUCGCUCAUUUGGAGGAGAUUGAAUUCGAGAGUUGCAAACAAAUUGUUGAUCUUUUUGCCCAUAUUCUUCGCAAACCUGCUCGACCAUUUAAUCCAAUUAUUAGAUAUUUAUUGGAACACCCUGAAAUACUUAAUACUCUUCUUAAAGGCUAUUAUACACCGGAAACUGCUAUUCAUUUCGGAGCUAUUUUACGAGAUGCUUGUAGAAAUGAAAAUAUAACUAAGCUGGUGCUUGGUUCUCCUGGUUUCUAUGACCUUUUUAUCCAUGUUCAAGGAACAGCUUUUGACAUUAGUUCUGAUGCUUUCACCACACUUCGAGACCUUCUAACGAGACACAAGCCUGAGGUAGCCGACUUUUUGGAGAAAAAUUAUGAUGAAUUCUUCAAGUGCUAUUUGACUUUGCUCACCUCUGAAAAUUAUGUUACCAAACGCCAAGCUCUAAAGCUUCUUGGAGAACUACUUUUGGACCGUCACAACAGCCGAAUCAUGAAUCGAUAUAUUGCUGAUCCGGAAAAUCUCAAACUGAUGAUGAAUUUGCUCAAGAGCAAGGAGAAGCAAAUCGCCUUCGAAACCUUCCAUUGCUUCAAGGUAUUUGUGGCUAGUCCAACUAAAUCGAGGCCAGUUCAUAUGAUACUCUACCAAAAUCGGGACAAGUUGAUCUCUUUCCUGCAGAGUUUCCAAACGGAUAGGUCAGAGGAUACUCAAUUCAACGAUGAGAAGCAGUACCUGAUCAAGCAGAUCCGUGAACUACAGCCCCUUGCCCCUCCUUGA
Rodentolepis nana is the source of this 1071-nucleotide messenger RNA. NCBI's taxonomy places the organism in Eukaryota, Metazoa, Platyhelminthes, Cestoda, Cyclophyllidea, Hymenolepididae. The record is from the annotation of a GenBank genome assembly.